AUGGAGGAGCAGCUGCUGUGCUGCGAGGUGGACUCGAUCAGGAGAGCCUACCAGGACGAGAACCUCCUGAAUGACCGAGUCCUCCAGACCAUGCUGAAGGCGGAGGAGAACUACCUACCGGCCCCCAACUACUUUAAAUGUGUUCAGAAGGAGAUUGUUCCCAAAAUGAGGAAAAUACUGGCCACCUGGAUGUUGGAGGUCUGUGAGGAGCAGAAGUGUGAGGAGGAGGUUUUUCCGCUGGCGAUGAACUAUUUAGACCGAUUCUUAUCGGUGGAGGCCACCAGGAAGAGCAGGCUGCAGCUGCUUGGAGCGACCUGCAUGUUUCUAGCAUCCAAGAUGAAGGAGACGGUCCCUCUGACUGCAGAGAAGCUCUGCAUCUACACGGACAAGUCGGUGCUACCAGGAGAGCUGCUGCAAAUGGAGCUGCUGGUUCUGGGUAAACUGAAGUGGGAUCUGGCUUCAGUCACUCCUCAUGACUUCAUCGAGCACUUCCUGUCCAAGCUGAAGAUCCACCCGUCCACCAAGCAGAUCCUCAGGAAACACGCCCAGACCUUCGUGGCGCUCUGUGCAACAGAUGUUAACUUUAUCGCCAGUCCUCCAUCGAUGGUGGCAGCAGGAAGCGUAGUGGCCGCGGUUCAAGGCCUCUACCUGAAGAGCCAAGACACGUCCCUGUCCUCAGCCAACCUCACCAACUUCCUGUCUCAGGUCAUCCGCAGCGACCCGGACUGCCUGCGGUCAUGCCAAGAGCAGAUCGAGUCCCUGCUGGAGUCCAGCCUGCGCCAGGCCCAGCAACACAGCGGCGCUGUGGAAACCAAACGCAUGGACGAGGAAGCUGACCUGUCCUGCACGCCCACGGACGUCAGAGACGUCAACAUCUGAGGAAGCUCCGCCAACCAUUUCUCACGAUAAACCUGUCGAUCAAGGAGAUGCGUGUGUCGGACAACACAGCGGACGGGUCAGGGAGGGGCGCUCCGUCCCCGCGUGCACAUCCUCCGCCUUCUCCUGCUUCCUGGUUGGCUGCCAUCGCAGCCUCUGACUCCAAUCACCUGCCUGCUGUCUGUAAUGGCUGCCGGUAGCAGACAAAGCGUCCCGCUGCCAUGCAGCACGUCUCCUGCCAGUGACCCCUCCCCCCCUUAAGGAAAGGACGCUACCUGAGAGAACAGAUGCUAAACAUGGAUCUCCUGUGAGCUGGAGAUUAAGCUAAAGGAGUUUAGAGGAUAGUUGUCUUUUUUUUUCUUAUGUAAUAAACUAGGAAUCUUUAAAUGCUUCAGAUCAGACCGUCAGUCUGCUCCUGAAAUCUGACUUUUAUUAAAACAAAAGCUGUUUUACUUUCUUUUCCUUCCCCUCUGUCUUAUAUAUAGAACCACUUUAGUCCAUCUCUCCCAGUUCUUACAUUUGCUUGUUUUGUCACUUUAUUAUUUUAGUCUUAUUCUUCUUCUGUUCCAUAUUCCUGGUUGGAUUCCGUAAAGCCAGCAUAAAGAGCCACAUUGGUGUUUUGAAGCUAGCAGCUGCUGAUGUGGACAGAUAGAAAGCUUUGUUCACUCCUCCACAGCAUCAAUUCAUUCACUUGGUUGUUAGAAUGGAACAUCAGAGGGGCGCCUCUGACGAGUCCGUCUUCAUUUUACCAGUGGUUUUACUUUCCUACAAAAAGCACUUUUGGUCAGUAAUGCUGGCUCAAAUGAAAAAGAAAAUCUCACAUCCAUAAAGUUUUUAACAUAAACACACCAUAUAUGGAGAUCUAUAUAUAUGAAAGGAAUGAUGGGUGUGUUGAUGAGCUGGAAUCUUUUGGACGAACAGAUGAAGAAAAGUUUUUGCACCCAUUGAGGCAAAGAGUUGACGAGCGGCUCCCACACAGAAGGUUGACUUGUCUGAAAAGUUGUGGGUCAAAGUCUGAUGCUACGUUUCUGUAUUUAUAUGCAGAAAUGAUUCCGAUUACUUCAAACAAUCCCAGCUAAACAUCAAAAAGUUAAUCUUUUAUCUACCUGCGGGGCAGAAAAAGCUAAACGUCCAUCGUGCCUCCCGGUCCCCAGAACACGUCCCACUAACCCAACAGAUGCUAAGGGAAAGAUUUCUGCUCAUGGCUUCCAGGAAAUGGAUCAAGCGGAGAAACGAGGAGUGAUGAGACAAUUGACAUGAUUUUGCACAAACCAGAAUGACACGGGAAGAGAGGGAGAAGUUGGCGAGCGUACCGAGGCUUGAAAAGGGUGAAGAUCACCACAAGGUGUGUCUGAUCAGCCGUAGAGUUAAAGUCAGGGUUCCUGCACGGGAGGGACGGGGUGUGGUGCGGGAUCUCUAUGCUAGGUUUCUGAUUGUACAUUACACAUAGAAAGUAGGAGAACAACACUCCUUUUAUUCUGCUGCUAUAAAAAAAUAAAUCCCACAUACAUGUUAAAAAAAGUAAAAGAUGUUAAAAAAGAAGUGGAUGAAAACAAUGCUUUGUUGUUUUUUGUUAUUGUUUGCUGCUAUGUUUUGAUCGUUUUUAUUUUAUACACAUAAAUGUCAAUAUUGCGCCAUUCUGGGUUGGAAUUUUCUCAUAGAAAAUUGUUAUUGACAUCCUCAUUUGUUGUUUUGUGUAGAAUAUAUAUAUGCUCCUUUUUUUAUAAUUACUUUAUAUAAUUCCACAAACUAUUGUCAAAAAAAAGAAAAACAAGGAAAAAUUAGAUAUAUAGACGUGUUUGAUCCACUAUACCUCAUGUGACAGUCAAGAUCUAUCUCUGACUUUUAGUCUUUUUCUUUGUUAAUUUUUUUAGUCCUUAUUCUAUUUGCCUGUUGGAUCAGUGCCUACCAGCUCUGUUAAACCCGAAGCAUCCAUUAGUCCAGGGCAUGCUUUCAUACUGGUGCCAUAACAGAAAAUGGGAUAUCUAUUACUCUGUCGAGUGUUAAGCUGUCUCGGUAAAAAGAGACUUUAUCCCCUUUACGCCCAUUCUGGCCUUUCUUCCUCCCCCUUUUUAUAUUUAUACAAAAAGAAAGGCUUUGUGCUCCAAUAUUUGAACUGUUGAUGCGUUGGUUUGAGUUUGUAAAUCGAUUCGGUGUCAUGCUCAGUAAGCCAUAGACCUCUUGUUGUUUUCAUAAAAAUUACUCCACUUUACGGCAACGAACCGUGUGCUCAUCUUUGUGCUGACUACACAAUAAAGACAUUGAUUAGAUGGAGUCUUAUAAA
Messenger RNA from Cyprinodon tularosa, 3160 nucleotides. RefSeq names its product cyclin D1 (gene ccnd1). The record is from RefSeq and is a predicted model, not a curated record. Gene Ontology annotation, molecular function: cyclin-dependent protein serine/threonine kinase regulator activity. The transcript is spliced from 5 exons. Lineage: Eukaryota; Metazoa; Chordata; Actinopteri; Cyprinodontiformes; Cyprinodontidae. Gene Ontology annotation, cellular component: cyclin-dependent protein kinase holoenzyme complex; cytoplasm; nucleus. Gene Ontology annotation, biological process: positive regulation of G1/S transition of mitotic cell cycle; regulation of cyclin-dependent protein serine/threonine kinase activity; mitotic cell cycle phase transition. Bases 1 to 879 code for a protein of 292 amino acids.